Messenger RNA from Lolium rigidum, 1257 nucleotides. Its product is annotated as putative HVA22-like protein g. The coding region runs from base 9 to 884 and encodes 291 amino acids. The transcript has 6 exons. The record is from RefSeq and is a predicted model, not a curated record. NCBI's taxonomy places the organism in Eukaryota, Viridiplantae, Streptophyta, Magnoliopsida, Poales, Poaceae.
GGAUCAAGAUGGUUGGCUCAUUCAUUACCAGAGCUUUAAUACUUGUUCUUGGAUAUGCAUAUCCGGCCUAUGAUUGUUACAAGACAGUUGAGCUGAAUAGGCCUGAGAUUGAGCAGUUGCGGUUCUGGUGUCAGUACUGGAUUUUACUUGCAAUGCUUACUGUUUUCGAGAGAAUUGGCGAUAAUUUCAUAUCAUGGUUACCAAUGUAUAGUGAAGCAAAGCUGGCCUUUAUCGUGUAUUUGUGGUAUCCCAAGACACAGGGGACUUCUUAUGUCUAUGAGUCAUUCUUCAAGCCGUAUAUUGCAAAACAUGAAUCAGAGAUUGAUCGCAAUCUUCUUGAGUUGAGGACUAGAGCUAGUGACUUGGCAGUUAUUUACUUCCAUAAGGUUGCAGACUACAGCCAGACAAGGUUCCAUGAAAUCCUGCAAUAUAUUGCUUCGCAGUCACAGAGUCAAAGAUCUCGUUCUCAGGCACAGCAACAGCAGCAGCGCCCACCACCUCCACGGACUCGGAUGGCGAAUCCUGCACCACCCCCUGUUCCUACACCUUCGGCACCACCUAUGCCACCGCAGCCUGCCCAAGUUCCUCCUACUCCACCAAGGAUGCAAGCGCAAGACAAGGGCCCAGUUCCAGUUGUCCCUCCUGGUGCAGUGCUGCCUCCUGUGCAGCCACAGCCAGCUUCUGGUCCUGGUGCUGUCGCCAGCAAUGGUUCUCUGAACACUGAAGAAAUUCUGGUCGAUCAAUCUGGGCCAUCGAUGAGCAACAUGCCACCCCGCCCUACAAUGCCUGAAGACGAGGAGACGCUCAUCCAGGAGGCGAUCCGGCUGACUCGAGGUCGGCUCAGGAGGCGCAUGGCUGGAUCUGGUGGACCUCCAUCGAACUAGCACCCGAGAAGGAUCGUUUCUCGUAAUUCUGCUCUAUGGCUGGAUGAUUCCAAAUGGGCUUUUCGAAGCUCCACUGAUGACGAUGCUGACAGGUUAAAAACGCCGGGUUGGUCCAUCAGACAUGACUGAAUUCCGUUUCGCCGCUGCAUGCACGCGCGUGUUCCUAGUGUAAAAAACGGGCUCCUGGUUCCUGCCGUUUCACGGCCCAGAUUGUGUAUAUAUCCAUCCGCCGCCAGGGGUAAAACGCUGUCAUGUCAAUUAGAUCACUAGCUUAGGUGCUAGCAGAAGAUGGUUAAAAAGGCUCGACGAAAUCAGUUACGAAGUACUUAUGUUCUGCUGGCUUAAGAGGUAAUUCUGGUACAUUGAUACUCAA